Molecule: messenger RNA, 1539 nt
Organism: Trichoderma virens Gv29-8
Lineage: Eukaryota; Fungi; Ascomycota; Sordariomycetes; Hypocreales; Hypocreaceae
Exons: 5
Coding region: 1-1539 (512 amino acids)
Biological process (GO): transmembrane transport
Cellular component (GO): membrane
Molecular function (GO): transmembrane transporter activity
Source: RefSeq, a predicted model, not a curated record
AUGGAAGAAAGAGAGGCAAACGAAUCAACAUGCCUGUUGCGUUCCCAAGAUGGCCAUGAUUCAGCGCCCCAACCCGAAUCCUCGAUCGCCCCGAGUGCACGCCGCACAAUCCUCGUCGUGGCCGCAAUUCAAAUCGUUUUGAAUAUUGGAAGUUAUGUCAGCUUCGCGGCCCAACUAGCCAUAUUGCAGGGCAUCGUCUGCAAAGGUUACUAUGAACAAGGGCCACCUCUAUCCGGGGAUGAUGAUCGAUGCAAGGUGGACGCUGUACAGAGCGAAGUCGCCUUCAUUAACGGUUGGAAAGAUGUGUUUGAGAUGCUGCCAGCCAUUAUUCUGGCUGUUCCAUAUGGGGCUUUGGCAGACCGCAUUGGUCGCAAAAAGAUAUUUCUUCUCGCCAUUGUCGGCAUAGGUAUGAAUGACCUGUGGAUGCGAAUGAUCUUUUGGUUUUCCAACGUGUUCCCGGUUCGAGCGGUUUGGUUCGGCGGCUUGUGGCAAAUGAUAGGAGCCGGCGCUGCAUCUCUAUCAUCGAUUUCGCAUGUAAUGCUUGCCGAUGUUUGCCCAAGCGACCAAAGAACAACGGCCUUCUCGCAGCUUCAAUCGGCCAUUAUGAUUGCUCAAUUUAUCUUUGUUCCUAUAGGAGGCACAAUGGUAUCCAUCAACCCUUGGAUUCCUAUGCUCAUCUCUUCCGGGGUGACUGCUCUGGGUUUCCUUGGAGCGCUGAUCUUUCUACCAGAGACACUGCCACCAGCAGAGUGUGACGCCGGUAUUACUAGUGUCACUAACAACCACCAUGACAAUCAGCCAACAUCUACGGGCGCUAAGUAUGGCUUUCACAUUCGUUGGACGAACUUGGUGGCCAGCUCUGCCGCGAAAAUGACAUGGGCCAGGCAAAACGCACGGCUAGUUGUCGUGCUUGUAUGCUUCUUCUCAUGCAGCAUCGGACAACAAGCAAGUGGGUCUCUCCUUUUGCAGUACGCAUCGAAGCGUUUGAAUUGGUCUUUGGGCAAGGCUUCGUAUCUCGUGUCCCUUGGCGCAGGAAUCAACUUGAUUGUACACGCCAUCGGCAUUCCUGGUCUAUCUACUCUCCUGUUGUGGCAUCUCAAGCUGCACGAAAUAGCUAAGGACAAACGCAUUGCCCAAAUCAGUGGCUUUUUCCUCGUUCUUGGGACAAGUAUCAUCUUCGCUGCAGGAUCUUGGACUAUGCUUGUUCUUGGUCAAGUACUAUAUAGUAUGGGACUGGCGUUCAGUGUCCCCGCGCGAAGUAUAGUAACAAGCAUGGUCGAGAAGAGGCAUCUCGCAGCACUUUAUACGACAAUCUCGGUCCUGCGAUAUAGUGGGAUGCUCACUGGUGGGCCAUUGUUUGCUGGCGCGUUUAGCUGGGGACUCCGUCAAGGCGGGCUGUGGAUCGGGAUGCCAUAUUUAUUAGCUUGCGGCUGUUUUGCAUUAGCAUUACUGACAGUUUCGACGGCGCCCACGGCGGGUAAAGUGCCACGUGCGGUAGGGGGUGAAGAUGGAGACGACAUGGAUUCAAGGGACCCCUAG